UUGGUUACUAACUACUUACUUUUUCCAGGGACAUGCCGGGCUUGCUUUCAUCCUAUAUGCGCAAGAGAGAAGAAGCAUCAGAUGGAGAUAUGGGGAAAAUCUGGGCUUAAGAAUGUUGAGUUGCGUAUAUUUUGCUCGAAGCAUUCUAGAGUCAGAGGAAUCAGCUCCGUACACCAUGUCAAUGGUUUUGCUGAACAGGAUACCGCACAAGUUGGGCUGGAUGAUGAAAACUUUGCUCAAAUAAGAUCUAAACGCAAGAGUAAGGACAAAUUCAUGAACUUCACAUCCAUGAGCUCUAGUUUGUCCAGCCAAAAUAAAGCGCAGACAACAGAGCUGGUUACGUCAACAUGUGCUGUUAGAGGCACGGAAAGUCAACAAGUUCAAUGCACAAAUAUGGUUGUUGAUCAGCCUACAGGAGCUGGGAAUCUUGUGAGCAGUUCUGGUGAUGUUUCUACAUUUCUGAGAAAGCUAAUUGACCAAGGAAAAGUUAGUGUUGGUGAUAUACAAUCAGAACUGGGUCUCUCAUCUGAAUCGUUGGAAGCUGCUCUUGUGCCUGAAACAUCCACCUUCUCCCCUGGUCUAAAGUUGAAAAUCAUCAAGUUGCUGCAAAACUCUAUUCAUGUGCCUUCUGUUCAAGUGAAAUCUCUAAAAGAGGGUUCUGUGGCACCGGAAGGUAACAAACUAGAUGCAUUUGUGCGUACAACUAAGUGUGUGAACAGUAUGCUUGUUAAUUUUGCUGAUUCUUCACCCGGUUGUUCCUCAAGAUCUUUAUCUGGAUAUAAG
This is a messenger RNA of Triticum dicoccoides, 783 nucleotides long. RefSeq lists its product as uncharacterized. The record is from RefSeq and is a predicted model, not a curated record. The annotation marks the transcript as partial. The transcript is spliced from 5 exons. Lineage: Eukaryota; Viridiplantae; Streptophyta; Magnoliopsida; Poales; Poaceae.